Molecule: messenger RNA, 1773 nt
Organism: Chara braunii
Lineage: Eukaryota; Viridiplantae; Streptophyta; Charophyceae; Charales; Characeae
Source: the annotation of a GenBank genome assembly
GGCAGUGGAUUCGAUGUCCGAUGGGUAUCUGCAACGCCCCCGCGACCUUUCAGCGAGCCAUGAAUAUGGCUUUUCAGAAUUUCGUGCGGAAGACACGUUUGGCACAGAGCAUCAUCAACUACUGCGUGAUUGUGUACGUGGAUGACAUUCUGGUGUACUCGAGUUCCUACGAGGGACACGUAUCGCACAUCGAAUGGGCGCUGCAUGUGUUACGAGAUGCGGGCUUCAAGGUGGCGUUUGAGAAGUGCCAGUUUUUCCUUACCACCAUUUCUUUCCUGGGACACGUGGUAACAGACAAGGGACUCCAACCGGAGCCGCAGAAGGUGGCAGCUGUCAGGGAUGCGCCGGUGCCUACGACUAUCACGCAAGUUCGCGCCUUUUUGGGCCUGGCCUCGUACUACCGAAGAUUUAUCAAGGGCUUCGCGACGAUUGCGGGGCCCCUCAUAAAUCUGCUGCGCAAAGAUCAGCCGUUGAUCUGGACGCUGGAGUGUGAUCAAGCGUUUUCGAAACUCAAGGCCGCUCUCAUUUCGGGUCCGGUCCUUAUAAGGUUGGAUCCCGAAAAACCUUUUGUUCUCAUUACUGACUGGCAGCCAGAGGCAAUUUCAGCGAUCCUUGUCCAGGUGGGACCAAGUGGACUCGAGAGCGUGGUGGAGUAUGCGUCCAAAUCGGUGCUUGCCUGCAAGCGCAACUACGCCGCUCCAACGGGAGAAUGCUACGCGGCUCUUUGGGGAAUCAGUCACUUUCGCGCUUACCUGUACGGACGGAAGUUCACCUUGGUAACCGAUCAUGAGCCCCUGUUGGCUCCAAAUCCGACGAUCGCAGCAAGCACCAAGAGACUCGAGCGUGAGGUGAGAACUCCCAUGCUUAGAUACGAGAGGGGGGACCCUUACGGUACCUUUGAUAGGGCUUGGAUGUGGGGAGGACGGUAUGGAGUGACCCUUCCGAAGAUUAGAGGGGAAGGAGAGGUGGCGGCAGAGUUCUUCGAGAUUUACGAGCAGGAGACAGUGAUUAGGUUCUCAGUAGCAUCGGACGGAGACAGUUGCAUAAGAAAGGCUGAAAUCUUUUUGUCCCCUGACGCCCGGCUAGUAUUCGCUACGGAAUUAGCGGAAGGAAAAGAUCCUCUGGGCAUCGUCGAAAGGGCCCUAGAACGAUUGGGGAGAUUGAGAGGACGAGGCGCCAGGAGCACCACUAUUGAUAAGGUGGAAUACCGAGGAAGGGCGGAGGUUCCGAGAGCAGGCCACGGAAGGACUUGGAAUAUCCCUACCUGGGCCUAUCGACUACUCUAUGCCAACAACGAGACCGUGAGGAGAGUCCUGUUGAGGGGUCAGGUGAUAGAAAAAUUCCCGUUGGGUGAGGAAGGGGGACACGAGUUAUUCACCCAGUGCUGGGAGUCGAGGGAGGACAACGAUUUCGAGUGGUGGGCACUCGUUGGGGAGUUCAUCAAGCCUCUAUUCUCCGGGCAGCCUGGUGAUGUGGACAAGGAUUUUAUUAGGAGAUGUGCGCAAGAGGGGGUUAGAGGCGUCUCGGACCUAGAGGUCGCUAAUCUUGCAUUGACUGCAAGUGAGGAGAAGAGACUGAGGGAUUCUUGGUGGAUAGUAACCACUGAGCAGUCGGAGGGAGAAGAUGCGGACGAGGAUUCUGGUGAGAAGGAGGAGGGAACAGAAGAGGAGAAGAGCUCAAGAAGUAACAGAGACAGUGGAGAGGAGGGCGAGCCGGGUAGUGACACAGAUGGUAGUGAGGGAGGCGACUAGAGGAGACGCCUGAUAGGGCCGA